Messenger RNA from Physella acuta, 2691 nucleotides. RefSeq names its product fatty acid-binding protein, heart. Gene Ontology annotation, molecular function: lipid binding. NCBI's taxonomy places the organism in Eukaryota, Metazoa, Mollusca, Gastropoda, Physidae. The record is from RefSeq and is a predicted model, not a curated record.
CGUGCGGGUUCUGCCCCGAUAAUUAACGGACUGUGUAUAAUCCGCCUGAUAUUUAUUUCAAUUUUUAUUCAUCAUCGUAACUGUUUUAUAUUUAAAAACAAAAACAAUAUACUGUUAAAUUUGUGAAUUUUUUUUUUUAAAUAUAAUUUGUUCAGGGGAAGGUUUGUUUUAGAGAGUUUAGUUAGAGAGUUUAGUUAAAGAGUUUCAGCUAGAGAGAUGGUUCGAGAGUUCUGACAGAAAAGAGGCGGGAAAUUCCAGACGGUGUGGUACCGGCGUGUUUGAUGUUCUAGAUGUGGUCGCCGCAUUCGCCUAAUCUACACUAAUCCUCACACGACUCGUGUGGGGGGAGAAAUCCUAUAAAAGAGGCGAGGAUUAGACUCUGACUCGCUGUGACUCCGCGUCUUAGAAGCAGGACUUUGAUUGGACUUUGGUUGAAGAGGACCCGUGAGGACUUUGUUCAGAUUUGGGAAGGUCUCGUGAGGACUUUGUUACGAAUUGAGAGGACAGUUAAAGGCCUUCUUUAAACUGCGCAUUACAUUCCAGCAACGAUUCGAACCCCGGACCUCCAUCAAGAAAAACUGAAAUCCCCAUGGCGCUAGAUAAGUUUGUAGGCAGAUGGUUGGAGGAGAAGAAGGAAGGAUUUUCUUGCCUCGCCGAUGCUUUGGGUUUAAGCGGGGAGCAGAGGGCGUUUUUCGAGAACAGCCAAUCAGAACUGUCCUACAAGCGUGAUGGCGACGCGUGGACCAUCCAAGUGGGCAUUGUGGGAGUCCCGCAGAGCACGACCUUCACCUUCAAGCUGGGAGAAACAUACGACUCGACAAACAUAGACGGCUCACCUUUAAAAAGUGUGAUACAACAAGAUGGCGACAGACUGGUUGAGAAACACGAAAACCAGGGUCAGAGGUCAUUUGUCAUGGAUAUAGUUCGAGAGGUCAACGAUAACAUUAUGAAUGCUACUGCGACUAUUGGAGGCGUCUCAAUGCUGACGAUCUACAAGAGAACAUAAAGUGCAUUAAUUAAAUUAAUUAAAACUAAUUAAAUUGUAUUUAUAGGAAAACAAAGUAUUUCAAAUUAUCCCUGCCUAGGUAUUUAUAUGUAUAACUGAUUUAUUUCUUUUUUUUUAAAUGUCACAUUUUUGUUUAUUACGCCAUUUUUUUUUAAAUUUAAGUAUUUUAAUUUAAAUUAAUCAAAACAUCCAUAAUGACUUACACCAAGGGAGAUGUAUUCCCCGAAUUGUCACUAUUGCCUUUGUGUAUAUUAUGCUACGCUUUUUAUUCGUCGAUAAAAUAAUUGAUUCAUUAUACUAUAGUAAGUUAACAGCAAGAAUACUGUAUUCCAAACGUUAAAAUCUCGCGGCGUCCACUAUACAUCCCCAUUUGUGAUCUUUAAUAUACCAGUCUAUGGAAAAUAACCCUAGAAUACUUAAAAAGGAUUUCAUCAACAAAAUAUAUAGACGAUUAAUAUUUAGUUGUUAAGAUUGCUUUAAGGGUGUGUUUAGUGUGUCAAUUUCGACACUUAUUCACAUGCAUUUUAGCGCAUUUCUAAUAACAAACAAAGACAAACUCAAAUAGGUUUGUCAAAUGGUGUAAUGUUCAAUUAUGCAACAGAUGGUGAAAUAGCAAGGAUCUUUUCAACCCAGAAUGUAACUAGACAGUAACGUAUUCGUGUGUAGGCCGACAGUAUAGCAAUAAUAACGAUAACACAAACGUUGUCACAUCAUGUAUUCAAUACAAUCAACUCAUUCCAUUCUAUGCUGAAGAUUUUAGAACUACAAAAAAUAAUAAAACCUUAAUUUCAUUCAAUUUGUUUUUCAGUGAAAAUACAUUUAAUUUUUAGCUCUUACCGCAUUUCGAUUAAACCUUUCGUAACAUUUUUCAAUUUGUUUUUACUUUUUAAAACUACUUAUAGCUUUCGUCUAAAACAUCUUUCGUACUUUAACUCCAGUAUUUGCAGUUUAUAAGAGAUUCGACGUAAGUGUAUAGAUAUUAGGGGUUCCGAACCCAACCGUCCCUUUAUUGUGUAUGUAUGAUCAACUCUUCAAAAUGUAGGAUUAGCGUACUAGUUUUAAGGAGCCAGCUUGCUAUAUCUUAUCACUCGACGAGGUUUCGACAAAUUUAUGUGAUAGUUUUUUAGCAUUCAGAAUACUUGUUUUCAAUAAAACCUGAUUUUGUUAAUAUCAAGAUUAAUUAAUUAUGCUUUAAAACAAUUACAUUUACUAAUCUACAGAAGCAAAGUGCUUAACGUUUGCAAUAAUUAUUUACUUCUAGUAUUACAUAAAGAAACUUCAUGACAAAAACCCAUCCUUGUAUUGUUAAAAUAUUUCCUUGUACGCGAUUUUAAUUUAACAUUAUUUUAAUUGAACAUUAUACAAUGCUUUUGUGUGUAUGUUUUCAAAGAGAGCGUCAGUAUUUUGUUGUGAACUAUGUUCAGUUACAUUGGCUUUUACCAAGGAUAUGUGCAUAUAACAGUUAUUCCCAUGAAGCAAUACAAUCAUCAUAGGAGUUUCAGAAUUUCUUUCAGGCAUUUCCUCAGGGAGGUGAGGGCACUGCACUACCGAAAACCUCAACCCACCCCUACCCCCUCCACCCCACUCCGAUGAAAUUGUAAAAUAAAAUAAAAAUGUAUACGGAAAUUAUUUACUGUAACCAGUAUCUUCGCCUCCCUAUACUGAAAACUUGCCCCCCACCCCCC